Messenger RNA from Lampris incognitus (smalleye Pacific opah), 2575 nucleotides. RefSeq names its product mitochondrial import inner membrane translocase subunit TIM44-like. Gene Ontology annotation, biological process: protein import into mitochondrial matrix. Gene Ontology annotation, molecular function: protein-folding chaperone binding. The record is from RefSeq and is a predicted model, not a curated record. NCBI's taxonomy places the organism in Eukaryota, Metazoa, Chordata, Actinopteri, Lampriformes, Lampridae. Bases 1 to 1338 code for a protein of 445 amino acids. Gene Ontology annotation, cellular component: mitochondrial inner membrane. The transcript has 13 exons.
AUGGCGGCCUCCGUGUGUCGGUGCUACGAGCUCAUCGGCAGACGUGUUGUGGUCCUUUCCUCCCGGCCCCUCGUCUCGUCCAGGAGAGGAAACGUCUGUAGGACACCGGGGACCCAGGCUGCACCUGUCCAGGUACGAUAUGCAUCCGGUCGUAAGGGUUUCCUGGGGGAGUUUGUCGAGAACCUGCGGCAGGAGUUCAGUAAGAACCAGGAGAUGAAGGAGAACAUUAAGAAGUUCCGGGAGGAAGCAAAGAGGCUGGAGGAGUCUGAUGCCCUCCAACAGGCCCGCAGGAAAUAUAAAUCCAUUGAGUCAGAGACGGCGAAGACCUCUGAAAUUCUGAAGAAGACUUUAGGUUCUCUAUCUGAGACGGUGAAGGAGGGUCUAGAGGAGGUGAGCCGCUCUGACCUUGGUAAAAAAAUCAAAGAGGGAGUGGAGGAAGCCACUAGGACCGCCAAGAGCUCGGCCGAGUCCGUUUCCAAAGAAGGAGAGAAGCUGGGCAAAACUGGAGCCUUCAAGGUCAUCUCACAGAGUAUGGAAACCAUGAAGAAGGAGAUUGACACUGGAGACGCUGGACCUUACCGGGCGCCGUCUCACCUGAGGAAGAGAAGCGAAUUCUCCUCCAAAGGGGCCGAGAAUGACUCGCGGGUGUUUGAGGCGAACGAAGAGGCAAUGGGCGUCGUGCUCCAUAAGGAUUCCAAGUGGUACCAGCAAUGGAAGGACUUCAAAGACAACAACAUGGUUUUUAACAGGUUCUUUGAGAUGAAGAUGAAGUACGAUGAAAGUGACAACGCCCUCAUCAGAGCAUCCAGAGCCGUGACUGACAAGGUCACUGACCUCAUAGGCGGUCUUUUCUCCAAGACGGAGAUGUCGGAAGUGCUGACUGAGAUCCUGAAGGCAGACCCCACCUUCGACAAAGACUCUUUUCUCAAACAGUGUGAGAAAGACAUCAUCCCCAACAUCCUGGAGGCCAUGAUCCGCGGAGAGCUGGAUGUAUUAAAAGACUGGUGCUAUGAAGCCACCUACAGUCAGCUGGCCCACCCCAUCCAGCAGGCCAGAGCACUGGGCCUUCUGUUCCAGUCUAAAAUCCUCGACAUCGACAACAUAGACCUGGCGAUGGGUAAGAUCAUGGAACAAGGCCCGGUUCUGAUCAUCACCUUCCAGGCUCAGGUCGUCAUGGUGAUCCGCAGCCCCAAAGGAGAGCUGGUGGAGGGAGAUCCGGAGAAGGUGAUGAGGAUGAUGUACGUGUGGGCGUUGUGUCGUGACCAAGAGGAGCUGAACCCAAACGCAGCCUGGAGACUCCUGGACAUCUCCGCCUCCAGCACUGAGCAAGUCCUCUAGGAGGAAGAGGAGGGAGGAAGGACACGAGAAGCUGGAUCUGGACUAUAAACACACACACACACACACACACACACACAUACAUACACAGCUGAGACACUACUGCACACAUACAGACACACCAAGAAGAUGAGGCAUUUUGGGAGAGUAUGUGUGAAAUGCACACACACACACACUUACACCAACAUGUUUGUGUCAGACCCGGGACUCGCGGUGUGAUGUACACACUCCCAUCACACACAAAAACAACAACUACACAGCUAAACCACACGCCGUUGUGUGUGUGUGUGUGUGUGUGUGGGGGGGGGGGGUUCUGUCCGGGUUCUGUCCGGGGUUGGAGCUGAUCCAAGCAUGGUUCCUUUUCCGAACUCUACAUUUCCCACAACCUGACAACAAAAGAAGUGCAUGGAUGACCCCCCACCCCGAGUCUCUCAUUCAUCCGCUGGUCCCACCCACCCAGUACUCUUGACCACCCGGUGGCGUAGGUAGUCGAUUUAUUUAAACUCGUAGGACGUAGGAUGUAAUAACCCUCCCGAGUGUUUCAGACCCCUCGGGUCACGUUCCUUCCACAGGAAGUGACCCGUUGUUGCUGAAUCCUAACGUAAGACUCUGUAUCUGUACGUAAAUAUGCUUUCCGUGGAGCGCUGCUUCAAGAGACAAGAGCUGGAUCUCGAUCUGAUGUCGUCACGGCGAUUUUAUCACACACACACGUCGCCCCUUAUUUAUGUCCCGAGCUGUGUCGGCGUCCCCACUCGGUGGUUCGGUUUACAGGAGCGGUGCGCAGGCGCGAGCCGAGGUGGUUCGGUUUACAGGAGCGGUGCGCAGGCGCGAGCCGAAGAGCAGCGCUGGCCGGCUCCAUCCUUGCGUUGUUGGUAGUAUGUGGAGUCGUCGGCGUUGUGCGGUCUGACCCCGUGGGUCUCCGCUCGCGUCGGUGGACGCUGAGCCACGUGUUCGAAUCGCACCUCGUUUUGCUCAGCGAUUUUUUUUUAGAAAGUUACGGAACAGGAAGUCGGCGCUGUCGGAUUGAAGCUGGUCUUUCGGCGGGAGCGUCUUGAACUGCGAACGUCUCCGCGUGACCCAAACCCCGAAACGCCCAGGAUUUGAGCGUUUACUUAAGAUGCCCGGUCCGUGACGGGUUGACGUGGACUACUCGCACCUGAAAACGGGCAAAUCAGGGGGCUCCUUGGUUCAGCUAGGAGGGGUUUAAGGGGCUGAUUUCAAAAAGAGGGGCGACGCACUG